CCGUGUUUUGGUUUUAUUAACGGAAGAAGAAGUAGGGGGGAAGUGGGCUGUAGUCUUAAAAUGGCCCGUCUUCGAUGAUUUUGCGUUUUUAUUCUCAUUUUUUGUCCCUUCACCAUGAACAGGACGCAGCUGAAACGGUCGAGGAUUCUGAGGAUGGCGAUGAGCGACACCGGCACGUUAGAGGAGGAGGGCAAAGGGGAGCCCUUCGUGAUCCGAGCGCUGAAAAUAGCCCUGGUGGUGGCUCUCUACUGGUUCGUGUCCAUCACCAUGGUCUUCCUGAACAACUACCUCCUGGACAGCAAGGAGCUGGACGCCCCGCUCUUCGUCACCUUCUUCCAGUGCGUGGUCUCCGUGUGCCUGUGCUGGGUCAUGAACGCAUUGUCCACCUUCUGGCCGGCGUGUGUGGACUUCCCCUCCAUCAAAGUGGACCUGAAGGUGUCCAGGGAGGUCCUGCCCCUCUCGGUGGUCUUCAUCUCUAUGAUCACGUUUAAUAACUUAUGUCUGAAAAACGUGGGGGUCGCGUUUUACACCGUGGGCCGAUCACUCAGCACUGUCUUUAACGUGUUACUGUCUUACGUGAUCCUCAAGCAGACCACCUCGUUCUACGCGCUCCUGUGCUGUGGAGUCAUUCUGGGUGGUUUCUGGCUUGGUGUGGAUCAGGAAGGUGCAGCAGGCUCCCUCUCCUGGUCUGGAGUGUUUUUUGGUGUUCUUGCGAGUGCCUGCGUCUCCCUGAAUGCCAUCUACACUAAAAAGGUGAUGCCAGUGGUGGACGGAAGCAUCUGGAAGCUGUCCUACUACAACAACCUGAACGCCUGCUUUCUUUUCCUGCCCCUAAUUGUUGUGUUCGGAGAGGUGGGACGUCUGGUCUCGUUCAGCCGCCUGGGGGACUUGAAUUUCUGGGGUAUGAUGGUAGUGGGCGGAGUCUUUGGCUUUGCCAUCGGCUAUGUUACGGGCCUCCAGAUAAAGUUCACCAGCCCACUAACACACAACGUGUCUGGCACGGCGAAGGCGUGUGCUCAGACUGUGAUGGCGGUGGUGUAUUACGCCACCAGCAAGUCCGUGCUGUGGUGGACCAGUAACAUGAUGGUGCUCGGGGGGUCAUUCGCUUACACAUGGGUCAAAGGGCUGGAGAUGAAGAAAGCUCCACCUCCUCGGGACUCAUCAGAAGCCGGAGAGAAGCUGUUAAAAGGGGAAUCAGGAGUUUAAAGAAAAGCCUAAAACAGAGAUAAAACUGGGCAUGAAGGACUUUAUACUGGUUUGUCAGACUGAGAUGAACUUUGUUGUGGGGGAAAUGCAGAAGAACACUUUUUGGAAUUUAAAAGAAUAUUGCCUUCUUAAAAGAAUAGUCCAGGUUCAUGUCUUUGUUCUUUAUUGUGCUGUCGAUUACCACAGACAAUAAUUUAAAUAUCUUUCUCUGUACGUACAAAGGAACAAAAAACUCAUUUACCUCAAACUCACUAUAAUAGAAGCCAAUGGGCAGUUGCUGAAUGCCAUUUGAAGACUGUAGAAUCUACAAUCAUUCCACUAAGAGCAUUUUUACAUCUUUACAUUUUGCAUGUUUUUACAUGUUGCUUUGCUUACUAGUGAACACUAACUGAAAUAAUACAGCACAAUUUUCUGUAAUCCUACAUAUGUUAUUACACAGAAUCAUACAUAGAAUAAAAAUUUCUGUUGAGUGUUAAAAUAUAAGCAAGAACACUCAUUCUGUGAAAGCUAGCAUAAAUGUUAAUAGCGUUGCCAUUAGCUUCCUAACUAGCUAAAGUCACCCUAGUAAACUCUUUACAGACCGUACAUUGACAUUCUGACAUUCUAAUGCACUUAUUGGUCUGUAGUAGUGCUUGGUCACUUUAUCCUCACUUGGAAGAAUAAAGAAUAUACUAAAUUGUUGUCAGCUUUAGCUGCAAGUGUUAUUAAUCACAUACAUACUAGUAAUUAGUUAGUUAAUUACCAUUAAUUAUUUAAUUAAGUACUAUUAAUUAAUAAAUAGUACAAACUUCAAUUCUAAAAAAAAAA
Messenger RNA from Colossoma macropomum (tambaqui), 2013 nucleotides. It is a transcript of the gene slc35c1, whose product is annotated as solute carrier family 35 member C1. Lineage: Eukaryota; Metazoa; Chordata; Actinopteri; Characiformes; Serrasalmidae. The coding region runs from base 115 to 1206 and encodes 363 amino acids. Gene Ontology annotation, cellular component: Golgi apparatus. The record is from RefSeq and is a predicted model, not a curated record. The transcript has 2 exons. Gene Ontology annotation, molecular function: antiporter activity. Gene Ontology annotation, biological process: protein O-linked glycosylation via fucose; GDP-fucose import into Golgi lumen.